AUGUCCGUGUCUCUUAACGUGUUGCUCGAUGUUCGUAAGCCGGAUCAAGGGCUUAUUCAGGUGGUGGAGGCGGCGGGCUUGCUGCUGGGGAUCGAGAACACGGGUGAAAGUCAAAGUCCUGAGGCACCUGUCUAUAGGACCCUGCAAGCGGGCUUCGCCUCUGCUGGAAACAUCCGCGGCUCGCCGGGGCUAGCGCCGCCAUGGGCAACAAGUAAAAGCAGCGCCUUCGCCAGCGGCGGAAGAUCCCCCGCUGACCAUCACCACACGGGAAGCCUCCAAGGCGGUUUCGCCGAUGGCACCAGGGUGCUACCCUCGGGGUCUAAGACGGAGAACGCCUGGAGCAGCAGCGGCGGCAGCGGCAGCAGCAGCAGCGCGGCCGUUGGAGGGGCGGCAAAGAGUGAGGCCGACGAAGUCGUGCACGCGCUGAAGCUUGCCGUCGUGGGCGUGACGCGGCGAUUGAUGGACGAGGCGCGUCUUCUUCCCCUGCAGAACCGAACGACGGCUGUACUGGUCGACGGCAGCCGGAUGUCGCUCCUGGCGCUGGAGCUCGCCGGGGCCACCUGGAAGUUUGGCAGGUUUGUGGUCGUCCACGUCAGCGGAGAGAAGGACCCGAGCGAGACGACCCACGGCUACGACGAAGAAGGCUGCGGUGGCGGGGAAGGCUUUUCCGGUCGCCGCGAUGGGCCAGAGCACGAAGACGGGACAACGGAGAUGGGGCGAGAAGGCGGGGUCAGGAGUCGCGGCGCAUGCGAGGACGCCGGUGGCGGUGGCGGUGGCGGUGGCGGUGGCGGCGGCGACGGAGGGGGGGAGAGGCGCGGGCGGUGGCACCCGGGCUUCCUGGAGGCCGAGCUGCGAGAGACGUGCCUCCGGCAGCUAGAGAUUCCGGAAGAGUCUCUCGAGCUAGUGUUCCGAUCGCUCCCCCCAGAUUCCUCGGGCAACGUUGACGAGGUCACCAAGGCCAUUGACGCCACCCUUGCGGAGCGCGGAGUCGAGGUGGUGUACAUGGGGUGCUACGGGCGUCGGGGCCCCCGUGUGUUGCAUUUCGGGACGGUGGCGCAUUGGGCGCUGGAGCAAACCCCUUACCAGGCAAGCUGCGGGUUUUCCACGCACCACAGCACCGUUUCUCACAUGUUGGACAAGCUUUUACCCCUGGUGUCCCCUCGAGACUCCGUCGUCUUGGUUCAUAUCGUGGACGAGAGCGCGGAGGACGUGAUCGCCGGGGAGGUGGCGGACAUCGAGCAGGUGAGGAGCGACCUACUGUCGCUGCUGUCCCACAAGCGCGGCCUGAGCCACCGAGUGAGGGUAGAAACGACAGGACGGCCCCCGGAGCACCCGACUCAGACGGUGGUGCAGAAAAUCGUCAAGGUGGCGGAAGAAGAGGCGGCAGACUUCUUGGCCAUCUUGUACGACGAAUCCAGGGGCUCGUACCGCACGGUGGCCACUGGCUGCCUCAGAGAAACUCGUUGUGGUCUGAUCGCGAUUCACUGA
Molecule: messenger RNA, 1488 nt
Organism: Ectocarpus siliculosus
Lineage: Eukaryota; Phaeophyceae; Ectocarpales; Ectocarpaceae
Source: the annotation of a GenBank genome assembly